AUAUAUUUUUUGUGCGUUCAGGUUUCUCUAGAAAUUCGAUAGCUUUUGCGGUGUAGAGUAGAUAGCGCCACGCCCACCCCUCCCAUUUUUACUUCGAGCUUUGGACUGGCUAGAAAACUGGCAAGCUAGUUAACUAGGCUAGGUUCUUGUUAUAUAUGUGGCCUUAAUGUUCAGAAACACCCCAGUUUCCCUUGUACUUACAUUUCAAAAGACCCCCUAUUAACAGUUUGCUUACUGUCGAUUUCUAAAUACAUCCGUCAGGUUUCAGUUGCUCUCCAACAGAUCUUGAUAUAUCCUGAUGCAAUAAGGGAAGUGUUGAGGUAGUGAAUAUACCGUAUGCAAUUUUCAUUCCUUAAAAAUAGCUGACGAUGGUGAUCAGCAUAGAUGCUUAGAAGCAUUCAGUGCAUUUCCAUUUAGAUCCAACAUACGUCAGAUUAGGCUGUCUGUUCAUUUUGGGUAUGCUGUAGCCAAGCGGGCAGAUCAGAAUUAUACAGACUUUAUCGUCUAAGAAGUAUGGGUGUUAAAUAUAUACCUAAAGAAAUCUAAGGUAGCAGUAAAAUCGUAGAUGAAAAAAGUGACCUUAAUAACCGAAUAAUGACUAUUUGAGCUCAGGUAGAUGUGAUAAUUUGGAUUUUCGGUUUAAUUGUAUUGUCAGCUCUAUACGUAAUAUGACUUUCAUCUCUAGCGAUGAAUAUUUAUGAGGAAAUUGGGAUAAAUAUUUUUAACUAAUAAAAUUGUUUGUUAAAAUGUAUCAUCUUUCUCAACCAUUUUAUGAUAUUCCUUUGAAGAGCGUGAUUCUGUCAGUCAACUUAUGCGUUUUAUUUAUUUUUUUUUCAGCCAAUGACAAGAUAUGUCUAGCUACCGUGGUUGGAUACGUGCAGUACCUAUAAUUGGAACAAUGAUAGUUUCAGCUUAUGGUGUUGCGUUUACCUGGGAUUACAUAUUGAAGAAGAAGCAAUUAUCCUCAGCAGCACCCGAUUUAGAUGAAGCCUAUGUCCUUCAAUUUUAUAAAGGAGUUUCCGAGUCUACUGGAAAAGAGGAAUGGAAGAAUAAAAGAGUUUACAGACCAUGGGAAGAUGAAAAUAAUACUAAAUCAUAA
Molecule: messenger RNA, 1099 nt
Organism: Trichobilharzia szidati
Lineage: Eukaryota; Metazoa; Platyhelminthes; Trematoda; Strigeidida; Schistosomatidae
Source: the annotation of a GenBank genome assembly